This is a messenger RNA of Octopus sinensis (East Asian common octopus), 645 nucleotides long. RefSeq lists its product as uncharacterized. The transcript has a single exon. Lineage: Eukaryota; Metazoa; Mollusca; Cephalopoda; Octopoda; Octopodidae. The record is from RefSeq and is a predicted model, not a curated record. The coding region runs from base 1 to 645 and encodes 214 amino acids.
AUGGCCACAAUUGCAGGAUUUCUUGCCUCCAAGUAUGCAAUUCUCGACAUGGAGAAUUUGGGUGUUGAGUUUAUCAAAGAUGCUCAAAGAAAAUAUUUGCUUAAGAACAUCAAUUGUAAAAUGCUACAUUCGGUUCUUUUUAAAUGCAUGGACAAACAAAAUGUUGAUCUAGCCACAUCCUCAGAGUGGUUAUCUAAAGGAAAUAAUGGCCCACGGAGUGAAGCAUUGUACUGUCUCUUGCAGGAUAGGAAUUUGUUCUUCACAUCCAUGGGAUCUUUAUGCAGUCACUGCAAAAAAUGCAAGAAAACAAUUGAUCAUUUGACUACGCAGUGUGGGAAGAUGUUAAACAGUGAUUAUCUGCGGAGACAUAAUGAAGUUGUGAACUGCAUUCACCUUCAUUUGUGUCGAACCUACGGUAUUAAGAGAGGAAGCAAAUUAAAGACUCAUUCUGUUCAGUUCAUAAUAUCGACGCAGAAUGUUGAAAUCAGAGUCGAUAUGUCAAUCAUGACGGAAACUAAAGUUCAAUCCAACAAACCAGAUAUCUUCGUGUAUGACAAAACUAAACAAGAGAUAACCUUAAUCGAAGUUGGCAUCACGUCACAAGAUCGCUUCAAACAAGUCGAAAUCGAGAAAUUUCAUAAAUAA